Messenger RNA from Vitis riparia (riverbank grape), 2522 nucleotides. Its product is annotated as pentatricopeptide repeat-containing protein At2g02980, chloroplastic-like. Gene Ontology annotation, biological process: RNA modification. Gene Ontology annotation, molecular function: protein binding; zinc ion binding; RNA binding. NCBI's taxonomy places the organism in Eukaryota, Viridiplantae, Streptophyta, Magnoliopsida, Vitales, Vitaceae. The record is from RefSeq and is a predicted model, not a curated record.
UUUCCUUGAAGAACUAACAUUCACGCCUCACAAGUCACACGCAAAGUGCUACAAUGGCAAGACCAGCUCCACCCGUAACUCCGAUGUGUCCACCCAACUCCAAUUCAAAGUCACCUCACCCACUCUCUCUACUACCCAAAUGCACCUCUCUUAGAGAGCUCAAGCAACUCCAAGCCUUCGCCAUCAAAACCCACCUCCCCAGUGACCUCUCUGUCCUCACCAAGUUCAUCAACUUCUGCACCCUCAACCCUACGACUACCUCUAUGCAACACGCCCACCACCUGUUUGAUCAAAUUCCCCAACCAGACAUUGUCCUCUUUAACACCAUGGCUCGCUACGCCCGCACUGAUACCCCUCUUCGAGCAUUUACCCUUUUCACUCAAAUUCUUUUUUCUGGCCUCUUCCCUGAUGAUUACACAUUCCCGUCUCUUCUCAAGGCAUGUGCCAGCUGCAAAGCCUUGGAAGAAGGCAGACAGUUGCACUGUCUUGCUAUCAAACUUGGGCUAAGUGAAAAUGUUUACGUGUGUCCUACGCUUAUAAAUAUGUAUACUGCGUGCAAUGAGAUGGAUUGCGCUCGGAGGGUAUUUGAUAAGAUAUGGGAACCGUGUGUUGUUACUUACAAUGCGAUGAUCACGGGUUAUGCUCGGGGGAGUAGGCCUAAUGAGGCCUUGUCAUUGUUUCGAGAAUUGCAAGCCAGAAAUCUCAAGCCUACUGAUGUUACUAUGCUUAGUGUUCUUUCCUCUUGUGCUUUGUUAGGAGCUUUAGACUUGGGGAAGUGGAUGCAUGAGUAUGUUAAGAAGAAUGGGUUCAAUCGAUUUGUGAAGGUGGACACUGCACUAAUAGACAUGUAUGCAAAAUGUGGGAGUUUGGAUGAUGCGGUUUGUGUAUUCGAGAAUAUGGCUGUAAGAGAUACGCAGGCCUGGUCAGCAAUGAUUAUGGCAUAUGCAAUUCAUGGGCAUGGUCUUAAGGCAGUAUCUCUGUUUAAAGAAAUGAGAAAAGCUGGAACCGAACCUGAUGAGAUCACAUUUUUGGGUCUUUUGUAUGCCUGCAGCCAUACUGGAUUGGUAGAGGAGGGUUUUGAGUACUUCUAUGGUAUGAGGGACAAGUAUGGGGUUAUUCCUGGGAUCAAGCAUUACGGGUGUAUGGUGGAUUUGCUAGGUCGAGCUGGACGCUUGGAGGAGGCCUAUGAGUUCAUUGUGGGGUUGCCAAUUAGGCCCACACCCAUACUCUGGCGAACCUUGUUAUCUGCUUGUGGUAGUCAUGGUAAUGUAGAAUUGGGGAAGCGGGUGAUUGAGCAGAUUUUUGAACUAGAUGACUCUCAUGGCGGGGAUUACAUAAUCUUAUCAAACUUGUGUGCCAGAGCUGGAAGAUGGGAAGAUGUGAAUUAUGUGAGGAAACUGAUGAAUGAAAGAGGGGUGGUAAAGAUUCCGGGGUGUAGCUCAGUAGAGGUGAACAAUGUAGUACAUGAGUUCUUCUCUGGGGAUGGGGUGCAUUCUGUUUCUACGAAGUUACACCAGGCACUUGAUGAAUUGGUUAAGGAAUUGAAGUUGGUUGGGUACGUCCCCGAUACUUCUUUAGUCUUUCAUGCAGACAUGGAAGAUGAAGAGAAGGAAGUAACUAUUAGAUAUCAUAGUGAAAAGUUGGCCAUUACUUUUGGGCUCCUAAACACUCCCCCAGGGACAACAAUUCGUGUUGUGAAGAACCUUCGGGUCUGUGGGGAUUGCCAUUCUGCUGCUAAACUUAUAUCAUUGAUCUUUGAUAGACAGAUAAUUCUCAGAGAUGUCCAAAGAUUCCAUCAUUUCAAAGAUGGUAAGUGCUCUUGUGAAGAUUAUUGGUAGAACGAUCUAUCAGAACGAAAAUGUGUUCUUAUCAUAACCCAGAAGUCAUUCUUGUCAUAAGAAUGAUGUACAAGGACCAUAUAUUUCCGUAUCAUUCUCCUCAGUGGAAGGUGAAGAAUUUGACGCUGCAGUCGGUUAGACAUUCCAUUGAUUACAUGAGUAUUGGACAACCUUUGACAUAUUGGAGACAGAAUUAGCAGAAUGGCGUGGUUCCAGCUAUACUCUCUUACAACUUCAUCUGGAUUUUCAUGAAUGGUCUACUUGCAAGGGUUGAUGAGGAGAAUUAUUUACCUAUGAGAUCAAUAAGCUAUGGUACCCAUCUAUCAUAAACACGAGCAAUGAAAUAUUUCUUAGCAACCCAGGAAGAAAAUGCAUCUUGUUGGUGAUACUAUUGGCAACAGUUUGAUGACAUUCAUUCCAUUUGAGGGUAUAUAAUCCUCUGUUUCAUGGUAGCACUUCGAAGAACCCUAGAUGGGUUUAGGCCAGAGAUACGCUAAACUUGCAUCUUUGGCAUGAAUAAGCACAGAUUUUAGUCCAUUGACCAAGAGUGAUCUUUUGGUUCUGAUCUUUUUCCAAGGUAUUUCUCAUUUAUCUGAUUUUUUUUUGCUUUCUUGUAAAUACUAAUUCUCUUACGUGUAUCCCUAUUCCCCUUUCAUCUCAAAUCAAACAUGAAAUAUUUCUCUU